Messenger RNA from Fusarium venenatum, 2811 nucleotides. RefSeq lists its product as uncharacterized. Lineage: Eukaryota; Fungi; Ascomycota; Sordariomycetes; Hypocreales; Nectriaceae. The record is from RefSeq and is a predicted model, not a curated record.
AUGAAACAGUCAUUACUCUUGGCUCUUUGGGGCGCAGGUGCUCUAGCCAGUCCCGGUAAACCAGCGAGAGACGUCACCCACAAAGAUUAUGAUCUACCCUCAGCCCCCUCAACAUAUUUCGUCACUACACAGUCCGCCCAGGAUACCACAGUAGAGACUCAUAUUGCAAGUGGUUCUGAUGGCGAAACUGCAACCUUUGCUGGUGACGCUACAAGCCCACUACCAGUAACUGGUACAGCUACUGGUAUCGCUGGCCAGCCAUCUGAGCAUGUAAAUAACACUGGUUCGCCGUCAGAUGGUUCUGGCUUGACAAACAGUGUCGGUGCUACCGAAACUGACAACAUUCCUGGUCAGUCUGGUGAUGAUGCUACCCAACUACCAGCUACUGUAACUGAUACAGAUAUUAUUGGAAAGCCUUCCGGUGAUGUCGAUAACACUAUAGCUGCUUCAUCAGAUGCAUCUAGCUUGGCCGAUGGUGUUGCUGCCACUGAGACUACUACCGAUGGAGCUGUUCCUACUGAGGAAGCCCCUGAAACUGUCUCAAACGGUGACGCAUCUGGUGAUGUUACCGGCUCUGCUGGUCUCACUGAGGGACAACCUCAUGCUACUGGAGACGCGACAGAUGGUACAGCCGAUGUGUCAGCUAUCACACAAAACUCUGAUUUCACCGUGACUGGAUUACCAGGAUCGCCUGAUGAGACUAUCUCUCCCUCUGGCACCGAUGCUCAAGGUGUUCACACUGAGACCUCUACAACAGGUGUUGGCAAUACUUCACAGGAUAUCGCUGAGGCAACAGGCAUUGCACCGGAGAAAUCUUCUGAGAUUCCCCCGGUUAACACCGAUGUCAACGAACAGACCACCACUGGGUCUGUUACUGAGAAACUCCCCGCGCAUACUGACACUGUCGUCUCAACUGACGCAAAUGACGUGUCUACAAGUGCUAUAACUGGCCCUGAGACAACAGUUGCCUCUGCGGAGCAGACUCCAACCUCCGCAGAGCAGACCCGGGAUAAUGGCUCCAACAAAACCGCUGACUUGGUAUCUGACAACACCUCUACGGUUGAUGCAACUACCACAGAAGGUGCCCAGCCUGACGAGACGGACGUUGUCACGCAGCCUGCUACUGAUGUUGAUGAUAUCACCACCCGGCCUGCUGGUGACAACUCUGAUACCACAAAGGUUGAAGUCUCAUCAGACAAUGACGUACCCUCUACCGCCAUAGGUGUUACUACUACUGACGCUGCUGUCAUAACCGAUAGAAACAACGACACUCCUUCGACAACCGCACCUAACGGAAACGGCCCAUCCGUAACAUCGAACACAGCGCCAGUAAUAACUACUACCGCUGGAGACGCACCGUUCCCGACAGUCACAGAUGCUCCCGAGGGAUUCGCUGCGUCAACAGUCAGUGGUCAUCCUGAGUGGACAUCCAACACUUGGAUCACCACCACAUCAGGCGACUCUUCUGAGCUAACUAUUGUUCCAGUUCUUGUCGGCUGCAAGAAUUGUGGCGGAUCGGGCUCCGGCAUCAUCCUUUGGAAUUUUCCCAAGACGCCUGACACUUGGUUCAAGCUUCCAGGUCUUCCCAAGUUCACCUUCCCUUGCAUUCCUCCAGGUUGCUCAACUCCUUCCACUACAUCUGAGAGUGACAACAAUGAUGAUGAGGAUUUCAUCGGCAUGGAUCAAUGGACCAACGGAGGUGCAAAGACAUUAGUUGCCAAUCCGCAAAAAGUCAAGGAGCAGGGUUUUGAAUGGUCCGAUGCCCAAAAUGACGUUAGGACUUCAACAUCUGAACAGAAAGCAGAAAAACAACUCAAAAACAAGUUUCUAUUCCUUGAGAAGAUAGCGAUCAGGGUUGAGAUGUUCAGUGCACCCGAAGCGAUUAACUCCAUGAUUAGACAUAACCAGCGGAUAUAUGCAAGAUUGUACAAGACCUUUAUGCAGACUCGGUUCAACGGGCAGGAUCCUUGGUCCAUCAAUAACGAGGUCGAGGAUGCCAAGAUUAAGGUCAUUAACAAGUUGAAGACGGACUUGGCGGCAGCUGUAAACAUUCGGGCCAAGAAUUCUGCGGCAUGGGUACAGAAAGUCCCCGUAUGGAACAUGAAGCUCGCCAGCUUGGAUGAUGUUACUCGUCAAUGGGCUAUACCAGAACCAGCUUGGGUUUGGACGUGGAUAAAGAAGCGAGAUGGCGAGGAUUCUGGACGUUCAUGUGAUCGUCCUAUUCCAUCAGAUACCACUACAUCUGAAGAGUCCACUACCUUUGCUACCUCUACGAGGACCAGUUCUGAGGAGUCUUCUUCCGAAGAGUCGACUUCUACCACAGAGGAAACUUCUUCUUCGGAGGAGAUGAUCAAUUCAACUACCGAGGACUCUGCCCAGCUGACAGACUUUGUUACUCUCACCAACGCCCCACCGUUAUCUAUCUCGACGCCUGAUGGCAGCUCAUGCGCCUCAACGGCCACUUACACUCAGUGUAACUUGGGUACUGGUAAUCACGGCGGUGCUUGCGUCACCAACUCGCAGUGUGCCUCAUGGGUCAAUACCGAGACGACCAGCACGACACCCACACUCACACCAACCAUGGAGUCCCCCGACCCGUCUCAGAACGUCAAGCACUGCUACGACGAAGGCCCGAAAGUCAGCUAUGACUCCAUCACUGUGAACGCUGAGUCCUCCUGUAACAAGGUGGUCCCCAAGAACAAGGAAAACGGGUAUUACUGGUCCAACGAUAAGCUCGAGAAAAAGCUGUUACCUGGAGGUGGUGGCCGAGGUUACCACUACAAAGUCCUGUUUGAGGUUAAGGAAGGAUGA